Molecule: messenger RNA, 1251 nt
Organism: Pieris rapae (cabbage white)
Lineage: Eukaryota; Metazoa; Arthropoda; Insecta; Lepidoptera; Pieridae
Gene: BBS8
Product: tetratricopeptide repeat protein 8
Exons: 5
Coding region: 1-1251 (416 amino acids)
Biological process (GO): non-motile cilium assembly
Cellular component (GO): ciliary basal body; non-motile cilium; BBSome
Molecular function (GO): protein binding
Source: RefSeq, a predicted model, not a curated record
AUGGAAAUUGAAUACAGAAUUUUAAAUCUUUAUAAAACAAAGCAAUACCACAGAUGUAUUAAACUUUCUGAAAAUGUGACCAAAAACGUUAAUAAUAAGUUUGUGGAAUUUAUUCGAAUGCGAGCUAUGACAGUGCAGGCGAAAAUAGCAGGAAAUGGAUACGAGGAGGUUGAAUUUUAUGCACAUAACGAUGAUUUAAUAAAUACUGGUAUAGCGAAAACUUCGAGACCAGGAACAUCAUUUCAAAGAGAAAUAAAAACUGCUAAUAACCAAGAGCGAAGAUUAGCAACAACUACACUUGGGUCUAGGACAGGAACGGCUGGUCGAUGUCGAACUGCCCAUUCCGCUCUACUUACAGCUUCUCGUCUCUCUAGAGCUGCAACUGCUGCAGCGGCAGGUUCAACCUAUUCCGACGCCCCUGUAAUCCUCAGAUUUAUUUCUGAAGAUGACAAAUAUUUCUUGCCUGCAGCGAAAACUUUGUUUGAAUAUAUAUUUUAUUGUGAAAGUAAUGUUCGCAAGGCAAUAGAAGUAAUAUUUCAAGUCAAAAAACUCGACGAAAAACACGAUUGGUGGUGGAGUUACUCAUUAGCACGAUGUUAUUAUGCUCUUGGAAUGCAUAGAAAUACUGAAGACUGUUUAAGACGAUCAUUAAAGCAACAUAAACACAUUUCGGUUUAUUUACGUUUGGUAGCUAUGUACGUUAAUCUUAACCAGCCUCUUUCAGCACUAGAUGUUUGUAAACAAGGUUUGUCAGUUUUCCACGAAUAUACUCCACUGUUACUGGAGGAAGCAAGAAUUCAUGAGAUGAUGGGUAACUCAGCCGUAGCAGUUAAAUACUAUAGAAUGGUUGCACUGCAAAAUCCAUCGAACAUGGAAGCCGUAGCUAAUAUAGCCAUGUAUAAUUUCUAUAAUGAUCAACCAGAAAUUGCGCUAAGAUAUUAUAGGCGAAUCUUGGCUACUCAUUUGCCCGGACCAGAAAUUUACAACAAUUUGGGAUUGUGUUGUUUGUACUGCAAUCAAUGGGACCUCAUUAUUCCAUGUUUUAGACAAGCCCUCUAUUUUUCAACAAGUUUGGAAGCGCGAUCUAACAUUUGGUUCAAUCUUGCGCAUGUUUCUUUUGCUUCUGGUGAUUUAAUUCUAGCUCGUCGCUGUUUACAAAACAGUUUAGCGAUCACUGAGCAUCCCCUCGCGCAGAAAGCUCUCCUAUCGCUGAAUUCUAGAGUGAAACCACAAAACAAGGAGGUUCUUUAA